Messenger RNA from Folsomia candida, 814 nucleotides. RefSeq lists its product as uncharacterized. The coding region runs from base 1 to 720 and encodes 239 amino acids. The transcript is spliced from 7 exons. The record is from RefSeq and is a predicted model, not a curated record. NCBI's taxonomy places the organism in Eukaryota, Metazoa, Arthropoda, Collembola, Entomobryomorpha, Isotomidae.
AUGAAGCACCCUUCAUGGAGAAGCGUGGUUGUGUUAAUAACCAUUGGUGUUAUCCUAUCAGCUACUCUUGUGGAUGCAAGGAGAUCAGAAAAACGGAAAUCCGGCAAGGGAAAGAAUCCGCACAAAGGAAUCCCCUCUUCGGCGAAAGGUGCAAAGUUAGAGUCAAAGUCAGUAAUUGAAGCUGGAUGUAUCCCAAAGAAGGCCGUCAAAGACUUAAAGAUUGAAUUUAUUAACAAGGUUGCUGCAUGGUAUGUCCCGGUGGCAUCUAAAUACUUUUAUUACCGAUGGGGUGAAGCUUUAAUUAACCGAUCACUGGGAGCAUCAGAGUUGCCAAACUUGUGCAUGAAAUGGUUGUUUUUGGCACCUACUACGCCCAAAGGGAAAUACAACGUGCUUGUUGGAGGAUAUCAUCACGCGGUCACACAACUUUGUCAGGACACGGGAUACGAGACUCAAACAUGUGAAGCAGUCAAGGGAUCCUCGGAAUAUCACAAAGGGGCUGAUAACGUUGCAACAAUAGUUGCAACAGACAACAAAAAGUGGUUCAUGAUGGCCAGAUGCAUCCAAAAGAAAUACAAGGACUGGGCAAUUUUUACUGCAGACAGGAAAUCACUGGACACAGCUUUAUACAAGAAAAUCAUUGCAGAAGCAAAAAAUCAAGGGUUUGAUCCAAAAUAUGUCGAAAAUGCAAAAUAUGAUAAAUGCCCGAAAAAAAUUUAAGGUUGAAAUCAGAAAGUAAAUAUUGUUAACUACACCGAUAUUAUGAUUUUAUGACCGCAUAAUGCAUUAGUCAUUUAGUUACUAUUCCAUUAAA